Molecule: messenger RNA, 1326 nt
Organism: Paramecium tetraurelia
Lineage: Eukaryota; Ciliophora; Oligohymenophorea; Peniculida; Parameciidae
Exons: 3
Biological process (GO): transmembrane transport
Molecular function (GO): transmembrane transporter activity
Source: RefSeq, a predicted model, not a curated record
AUGAAGAGAUAUGCUAACUUAGGAAAGGUCUUAUAUAUGAAUAUAGUUCUAACAUUUCAUUUAUCUUAAUGCUUGGCUUUGGCCAGUCUUUUGCCUCAAAUUGUCGAUUAGAACAACUAUUCAUACUUAGGCGGUCUAGGAUUGAUUUGUAUAUAUACAGUAAAUCUAAUUUUCAACCUAGUUGCCCCACUUUAUUUAACUAAAAUGAAAUACCGAUACGGAUUUGCUUUUUAAGCAGGAUUAGUAUUGCCUUCUUUUAUUCCUGCUUAUAUUAUAUCAAGGUGUGAUGGAAAUGAUGUCUAAGAUUUAAUUUGCAACCCAAUUAUAUUGAUUCCUCUAACUUUGAUCGGAUGUGUCUUUUUAGGAGCAGGGUUGGGCGGAUAUUUUGUUCUCUAAAAUACAUAUGUUAGUCACUGUUCCACAGACAAAAAUAAGCAGUUGUUUUUUGGUGUAACUUACAUGUUACUUGGAAGUUCAUAUUUGUUGAAUGGGGUGACUUCUAAUUAAUUAUUAUCAUACAUAGGUCGAGAGAAUUACUUUUUGUAUAGUGGAUUGUUUGAGUGCAUAUUAUCUCUAUUGUUUAUUUUCGUUUAACAACCCGAUAAGGGUAAUCAAAAUUAAAUUUCUGAAGCCAAUCAAUGUCUCAUCCAGAAUGAUUCUGUUGAUAAACCUGAAGAAUAGAUGGCCAACAUUAACAAGAAGUUUGCCAAAAUAGGAUUCAAAGCAUAAAUCAAGUAGAUUAAAUAAAAAUUUUAAUUGAAGGAAAUGAAAUUUUUGUUUUCUUUAUUUAUUUCUACAGGUGUAGUUGUAGGUUUUGAAUUUGGGAUCUUUCAUAAAUUUAUUUCAGCAUCUCUACCUGGCGAAGAUGAGAUAACAGUAAAUGUUAAAACAGCCAGAAUCUUUCUAUUUGUUGGAGUGGCUUAAAUAUUGAGUGGGAUCUGUAAUGGGGUAUCUAGAUACUUCUUUGGAAUUAUUUAAAAUUCAAUCUUUUAUGGGAAUGUGUUCUAAUGCUUGAAUAUAAUUUCUAUUAUUAGUGCAUUUUAAUAAAAUUAUAAUAUCAAUAUCAUUUUAGGCUUUUUGAUAGGAUUUACAGACAAUUCAGGAUAAUUCAAUUCCGCUGUCAUCAUCUCAGAUAUUUGGAAUGAAGAUAUGGCAAUUUUUGGUUUAUAUUUAUUUUGUCAAAAUUUUGGAGUAAUGUUUACCAAUCUUGUUGCUAUAUUUCUUGACGGAUAAUCCCUAUUUUAUUAUUUGAUAUUGUUGAUUGCUCUACAAUGUGCUACUAGUUUUUCAUAACAAUAAUUUAAAAGAUCAUUAGAAAAAGAAUGA